AUUUGUAAACAUUAUUUACCAUCGUUCACGCUGGAAAGAGUGACGUGCGAAGUGAACGCUUCAGUAUUGCUAUAAGUCAUGAAUGAUGAUUGUUAAUUGAGCCCUCUAAAAAUCUACUUAUUUGUAAAUAAUUUAUUAUGAAAUUAAUUAAAGCAAUUAAACGGUUUAGUUGUGCCCCACCUCUAAUAUUUAAUGUACAGUUUCAACAUGUUUUAAGUGAAUAUCAAGCGCGUCGUCAUAGUUACAGUGCUAUUGUCGGUUGCAUUCAGAAAUCUAACAAGGACUUUCACCCUAAUGUUAUAAAUAUACGAAAUUUAGGGCUUGGCCCAACUUCUAAAGACUUUGAAGAAUCCGCUCAGUUAUCAAGCCCUCUAACAAAAGUACACGCAACAGAACUUGUUCUACAUCUUAAAGAUGAGGAAAGAAAAAUAUUACUGAAUGCACUAAAAGAAUAUGAAUCAAACAUAAUUAAAGAAGAAUUUGAAGACAAAUUGGCUGGUCAGCGAUGGAGAAGUAAACUUGGCAGACCCAGCAAAGUACCGACAUUGGGUGAUGUAGACCCAACUGGUACCUACUGUCCUGUACCGGAAGAUUGGCUUAAAAAGAAAUAUGCGGCUACAGUACCUAAACCAACAACAAAGGAACUGAUACAUUUAUCAUUGGCAAACUCAAUACCUUUUAUUGGAUUCGGAUUCUUAGAUAAUUUUAUAAUGAUAAUUGCAGGAGACCGCAUCGAGAGUGGCAUGAGCGCUUACAUCACAUUGUCGACAAUGGCGGCGGCGGCUCUCGGUAACACUUUCAGUGACGUCAUCGGCAUCGGUUCAUCUUACUAUGUGGAGCGCGCGGCUGCCUUGCUGGGCUUCGCAGCUCCCGCCCUAUCACCCGUGCAGCUAGAUAUGCCCGUCAGUAGGAGAUUUGCUAACAUGGGCCGUGUCUUAGGAAUUACACUGGGCUGCUUCCUCGGGAUGAUCCCGCUUCUUUUUAAAGAGGACGAGAAGAAGGAGACUGUUCAACAGUGACCGUUUCGGCGCCUUCUUUUCGAUGUGAAAUAGAUUGAUAACUCAGUUUUAUACUAUAUUGUACUGAAAACUAUUUACCACUCGCCUUUCUUCUGUUUUGUAGUUUCUAAUGUAAGUUAUCGAAUGCGUAUGAGAUUUAUGAAUUUAAGUCAAAUAAUAAAAAAUAUUCUAUUUAGAUGAAGUUUUAGGCUUGCCUUAGAGUCGACAAUACUAAAUACUAGUCAUAAGUAUGAUUAUCAAAGCUUGAGCAAUUUAUUACUAAUAUAUUGUUUGACUGUAACUCGACAUAAAAUAUGUCUUUUUCUGUGCUGCUGUUAUAUAAUUUGUUUUUAUUAUAAUCAAUAACACAA
Molecule: messenger RNA, 1369 nt
Organism: Pieris brassicae (large cabbage white)
Lineage: Eukaryota; Metazoa; Arthropoda; Insecta; Lepidoptera; Pieridae
Exons: 6
Coding region: 138-1019 (293 amino acids)
Cellular component (GO): mitochondrion
Source: RefSeq, a predicted model, not a curated record